GCUCAUUAGGAUUACCAGGAAAAGUCCUAUCCACACCUAUUCAAUUCAUUAGAUCUCCAUGGCUACCCUUUAUUCUUACUUGUUUCUUUUUGCCAUCUUCAUCAUCCAUUCCAGCUCAAUUUGCUUUGUUCAGUGUACUGGAAACAUUAGCACUGAUCUAUCUGUUCUUUUGUCUCUCAAAGCCCAACUCACUUUACAUGAUCCAAACAAUAUCUUGGCCACCAACUGGUCUACUGCCACUUCUAUCUGUCAUUGGGUUGGAGUUCACUGUGACUCGCAACACCAUAGGGUGGUGGCGUUGGAUAUUUCAAAUAUGAGUUUGCUAGGCAAAUUUCCGACCUCCUUGGUAAAUCUCUCCUUUUUGUCUUUCCUCAACAUGAGCAAUAAUAAUUUCAUUGGAGAGAUUCCUCAACAACUCGGAAAUCUUCGAAACUUAAAGGUGAUAGAUACACAUCGUAAUCACCUUACGGGUGCAAUUCCAAACUCAAUCUUCAACAUCUCUGCACUUGAACAUAUUGAUUUUUCAAAUAAUAGUUUGUCAAGUAUUCUUCCCCCAAACAUAUGCCAUCAACUUCCAAAUCUUAAAGUGCUUUGCUUAUAUCUGAAUGGCUUUAAUGGUCCAAUUCCGGCAAAUUUAUCUGCAUGUUCGAAACUUAGAGCAUUGAGUUUGUCAUACAAUAUGUUUGAUGGGUUGAUACCUAAAGAGCUUGGCAAGUUGGAGAUGCUUCAGAAACUAAUUAUUGGUGGCAACAAUUUAACAGGAACAAUUCCAAAUGAAUUGGGUAAUCUCCAUAAUUUGAAGACAUUUGCCGCAGAAGGAAACCAGAUUAUAGGCUAUAUACCAAAGUUUAUUUCUAACAUGUCAUCAUUUCAAAUCUUGUCAUUGUCGACAAACAAGCUCAUGGGAUCCAUACCUAGAGAGAUUGGAAAUUUAUCUUCUCUUCAAUCGUUAAUGCUUUAUGAAAACUACUUCACAGGUAUGAUACCUAGAGAAGUUAGCUACCUUUCUAAAUUGGAAUUCGUUGGUUUUAAUGUUAAUAAUCUAAGUGGUACUAUACCUGAAGGGAUCUUCAACGUUACUAAAUUGCGUGGAAUUAGUCUGGCAAAUAAUCAUCUUUCGGGUAGUAUUCCUUCAACUAUGUGCUCUGCACAAACCAACCUUCAAUAUCUUCUUUUAUACAAGAAUGUAUUAAGUGGAGUCAUUCCUCAUUCAAUUGCAAAUUGUUCCCAACUCUCUAUUUUAUCUCUCGGUGUUAACCGUUUCAGUGGCUCCAUUCCAAACUCUCUUGAAAACCUUUGCCUUCUCCAAGUUCUUGGAAUGGAUGAAAAUAAAUUAGCAUCUGAUCCUUCCAAUUCCUCUCCAGAAUUGAGCUUCAUUACUUCUCUAACAAAAUGUAGAAAGUUGAAAUCGCUAGAUGUGGGUGGUAAUAGUCUACAUGGCACUCUUCCCAGAUCCAUUGGGAAUUUUUCUUCCACUCUACAAAAUUUUUAUGCAGAGAAUUUAGGGUUGUACGGCACCAUCCCACAUGAAAUUGGCAAUCUAACUGGCCUAGAAACCAUAGCAAUGUCUGCUAAUCACUUGAGUGGAACAAUUCCAAACACAUUACAAAGCUUACAUGGGCUCGAACGUUUGAAUCUGGUUGAAAACAAAUUAAGUGGUCCACUAAGUAGGACUCUUUGUAAGGUGCCGAAUCUAGGAGCAAUUUACUUGAGCAAAAAUAGAAUUUCAGGUCCCAUCCCAGACUGCUUGGGGAAUGUUACUUCUCUACGGUAUAUCCACCUUGAUUCAAAUAGAAUGAGUGGUAUAAUACCUUCAAACCUUUGGAACAUGAAAAGCCUCUUGACACUCAACCUAUCUUAUAAUUCCUUUAGUGGAGCACUGCCUUUCGAAAUUGAAAAUCUAGAUGUUUUAUAUAUUCUAGAUUUGUCAAGCAAUAACUUAUCUGGCAUCAUUCCCAGCACAAUAGGAAGCUUACAAAAUUUGAUAAACCUUUCUUUGGCACAAAACCAAAUACAUGGACAAAUUCCACAGUCAAUAGAUGGGAUGUUAAGCUUGGAAUCACUAGACUUGUCACAUAACAAUCUCAGUGGUUCAAUUCCAGUUUCCUUGCAGGCAAUUAGAUAUCUUCACCAUUUCAAUGUCUCUUUCAAUAGCUUAAGUGGUGAAAUUCCAUCAAAUGGUCCUUUCAAAAACUUCACAAGCUUAUCCUUUCUAUCCAAUGAAGCAUUGUGCGGAGAUGCCAGGUUUGGAGUUCCACCUUGCCAUAAAAGUGUAGUUCAAAGGUCUAAGGCAAAAAGAAUUCUUCGAUAUAUUUUGAUGGCGUUGGGAAUUACAAGCCUUAUCCUAGCUUUGGUGGGGGGAGUUGUGUUGAUUACUUUUUGGAGAAAAAAGAAGCUAUCAAAGAAUGAAGAAUUGUUACGUGUUAAAGAGGUGGAGAGAGUAUCAUACUAUACACUUUUACAUGCAACAGAUGGAUAUAAUGAGAGGAAUGUGAUUGGUGCUGGGAGUUUUGGCACAGUGUAUAGAGGGAUUCUUGAAGAUGGAACAGUUUUGGCCAUAAAGGUGUUUAAUGUGCAAUUGGAAGAUGCAUUCGAAAGCUUUAUUGUUGAAUGCAAGAUAAUGUUUGACAUUCAUCAUCGAAAUCUUGUUAAACUGUUAGGCUAUUGCUCCAACCCAAAUUUUAUAGCCUUGAUUCUUGAGUACAUGCCAAAGGGGAACCUUGAUGACUGGUUGUAUACCCAAGACCGUUUCUUGGACAUCACUCAAAGAUUGAACAUAAUGAUUGAUGUUGCAUAUGCACUUGAAUAUCUUCACUAUGGUUAUCCAAAACCUGUGGUUCAUUGUGAUCUGAAGCCAAGUAAUAUUCUCCUAGAUGAGGACAUGGUUGGUCAUGUUGGUGAUUUUGGAAUCGCAAAGUUGUUGGGUAGUGAUGAUAGCAUUGCAUACACAAAGACCCUUGCUACAUUGGGUUACAUUGCACCAGGCGAAGAUUCUUUUAUCCUUAGAGUGUUUAUGUUUUCUUUAAUUUCCUCAUGCUUAAUUUCAUUUUCUUUAAAUAUUUGCUACAGAGUAUGGAUCGGAAGGCAUAGUGUCAACAAAAUGCGACGUCUACAGUUAUGGCAUCUUAUUGAUGGAAACUUUCACAAGGACAAAGCCUAGCAAUGAGAUUUUUUCUGAAAAUCUAAGCCUAAAGAUUUGGGUUAAAAACUCAAUGCCUAACAGAGUAAUUGAUAUAAUUGAUGCAAAUUUACUUGCCCAAGAUGAAGAACCCUCGAGUGAAAAAAUCAAGUGUUUUUCAUGUAUCAUGGAAUUGGCCUUGAGUUGCUGUUUAGAAUCUCCAGCAGAAAGAAUGUGCAUGAAGGAAGUGGUUGCAGCUUUACAAAAGAUUAAACGUCAACUUGCAUGCUCUAUAUAGUUGUUGCAGUAGUAGCAAUUUGUUUGGCGAGCAAAUCUUUUUACAUGGGCAGCAACAAUAUUGUUUAGCAGCAGUAAGGUGUUUAUAGUAGCAGCAACAAUUACAUACUGUUGAUGCUAAUAUGCCACUUUGAUAUUGUAUUUGUGUGUUUAUUUGUUCUUUGAAAUUUGUUGUUAAGUUUGUUGGACAACUGGCCUGGACAAGAUGAAUGUGUUCGGCAAUGAAUUUUCUUUUUUGUGUGUGUUAAGUUUGAUGUGUUUGGCUUGUAAUGUUAAGAAACUAUUUGUGUGUGUGUUUCUUUUUUCUUUAUAUGAGACUUGUAUUUUCAUUUUGGUAUUAAUUAGAUGUUACGAUUGGACUUAU
Molecule: messenger RNA, 3779 nt
Organism: Ipomoea triloba (trilobed morning glory)
Lineage: Eukaryota; Viridiplantae; Streptophyta; Magnoliopsida; Solanales; Convolvulaceae
Product: LRR receptor-like serine/threonine-protein kinase FLS2
Exons: 4
Coding region: 59-3160 (1033 amino acids)
Biological process (GO): protein phosphorylation
Molecular function (GO): ATP binding; protein kinase activity; protein binding
Source: RefSeq, a predicted model, not a curated record